CCAACUGGCCGCUAGGUGUCGCGCUGAGUUCACGCUGAUGGUGACGCAACCCUCGGCGAAGCAGAGGAAGAGACGGCAGAUACCGCACCUUCGACCAAGGUAAAGCAUGGCGAUGACUGGCCCGAGCUCGUGCUCCUCCAUGAGCAACCACACCAAGGAGCGGGUCACCAUGGCCAAGGUGACCCUGGAGAACUUCUACAGCAACCUCAUCGCCCAGCACGAAGAGAGAGAGAUGAGGCAGCAGAAGCUGGAGAAAGUGAUGGACCAGGAGGGCUUGGCAGAUGAAGAGAAACGUAUCCGGCGUUCUCAGCACGCCAGGAAAGAGACAGAGUUCCUGCGUCUGAAGCGUACUCGACUGGGUCUGGAGGACUUUGAGUCCCUGAAGGUGAUUGGGCGAGGAGCUUUUGGAGAGGUUCGUCUGGUGCAGAAGAAAGACACCGGCCACGUCUACGCCAUGAAGAUCCUCCGAAAAGCUGACAUGCUGGAGAAAGAACAGGUUGGACAUAUCCGGGCUGAGCGGGACAUCCUGGUAGAGGCAGAUAGUCUGUGGGUGGUCAAGAUGUUCUACAGCUUCCAGGAUAAGAUGAACCUCUACCUCAUCAUGGAGUUCCUGCCUGGAGGAGACAUGAUGACCCUGCUGAUGAAGAAGGACACUCUGACAGAAGAGGCGACUCAGUUCUACAUCGCCGAGACGGUGCUGGCCAUCGACUCCAUCCACCAGCUGGGCUUCAUUCACAGAGACAUCAAACCCGACAACUUGCUGCUGGACUCCAGGGGUCAUGUGAAGCUGUCUGACUUUGGUCUGUGCACGGGGCUGAAGAGGGCUCACCGCACCGAGUUCUACAAGAACCUGAACCACAGCCUGCCCAGUGACCUCAGUAAGCAAACUUUUCAGAACAUGAACUCCAAGAGGAAGGCAGAGACCUGGAAGAGGAACCGGAGGCAGCUGGCUUUCUCUACCGUGGGAACCCCAGACUACAUCGCCCCGGAGGUCUUCAUGCAAAAUGGAUACAACAAGCUCUGCGAUUGGUGGAGCCUGGGUGUCAUCAUGUAUGAGAUGCUGAUAGGGUACCCCCCGUUCUGCUCCGAGACGCCUCAGGAGACCUACAGGAAGGUGAUGAACUGGCGAGAGACGCUGACCUUUCCUCCAGAGGUGCCCAUAUCCGAGAAGGCCAAAGAUCUGAUCCUCAGGUUCUGCUGUGAGGAGGAGCACAGGAUCGGUGCUGCGGGGGUCGAGGAGAUCAAGUCCAAUCCUUUCUUUGAGGGCGUGGACUACGACCACAUCAGAGAGAGACCUGCUGCCAUCCCCAUAGAGAUCAAAAGCAUCGACGACACCUCGAACUUCGACGAAUUCCCCGAUUCAGACAUCCUCACACCGACAGUCGCCCCGGUGUCCAACCAGACCGAGGCCGACCUGAAGAACAAGGACUGGGUCUUCAUCAACUACACCUACAAACGCUUCGAGGGCCUGACGGCUCGGGGGGCGAUACCGUCCUACAUGAAGUCGGGGAAGAGAUGAGCGUCCCUCGGUCUCAGUUUUUAACCCACGACGCCACCGUGAAUCCUGAAAGACUCGUCCAAAAA
This is a messenger RNA of Etheostoma cragini (Arkansas darter), 1584 nucleotides long. RefSeq names its product serine/threonine kinase 38a (gene stk38a). Bases 107 to 1519 code for a protein of 470 amino acids. The record is from RefSeq and is a predicted model, not a curated record. Gene Ontology annotation, molecular function: protein serine/threonine kinase activity; ATP binding. Lineage: Eukaryota; Metazoa; Chordata; Actinopteri; Perciformes; Percidae. The transcript has 14 exons. Gene Ontology annotation, biological process: peptidyl-serine phosphorylation; intracellular signal transduction.